UUGCUAUUUUUAGAGUGGCAGCAGUAGCAGAUAAGGUUAGCUUCCACGCUGGAGUUCAGAGUAUAUAGAUCAUUGCAGAGGAAGUGUUGGUGUCUGAGAAAGUGUGUAAACGCAGCACCAACUUCAUUACUAUCUUAUUUUGAUUCCGAGACAUCAGGCUUGAGAAGGUUAGGGAUCGGUACACGGGAACUUUACAUAAGUUUUCGUUGCGUUCCAAAUCUGACUCGCCUUCCCGGCCGGUUGUCCGAAACCGACAUUUAAAACUGGAUUAAGUGGGAGUAGCGACAGUUUUCCCGAUCCGCAAGAUCCCAGCGAAGGCGGCUGUUAAACUCUGAACUCUCAACAGGAAGCGGAGACUGUCCCGCGGCAGCUUGAGGAAUCAUUGAGCGCUACUUGUAAACUUUUGGAGAAGUUCCGAUUCCCGAAGACCGCUGUCCCGCUGGUCACUCUUCUGCGUCUAACAAGAUGGAAACUACUUUUUACGACGACUCUCUGAACAGCGCCUUCUCUCAGCACGGCAGUCCCGGCUACGGAUACAACCACAGGGUGUCCAAGCAGACCAUGACGCUCAACCUGACCGACCCCACGGGGAGCCUUAAACCUCACCUUCGGGCGAAAGCUAAUGACAUACUGACCUCCCCAGACGUGGGACUGCUGAAGUUAGCCUCCCCGGAGCUGGAGCGGCUCAUCAUCCAGUCCAGUAACGGUUUGAUCACCACCACCCCGACCCCGACUCAGUUCCUCUGUCCGAAGAACGUGACGGACGAACAGGAGGGCUUCGCCGAGGGCUUCGUCAGGGCACUGGCGGAGCUGCACCACCAGCACAUGCCCGGUGUCACGUCUGCCCCGCAGACCAGCGUCAACAGCGCUCUGGCACCCGUCUCCUCCGUGGCGGGCAGCACGGCUUACAGCUCCACCAUGCGCUCCGACCCACCUGUGUAUGCUGACCUGAACACCUUCAACCCGGCCAUCAGCGCCGCGCAGGCGUCCGGCUACAGCGGCGCAAACUCGGCUCUCAGCUAUUCCACAGCUGCGGCGCCCCAGCACCCCAUCAGCACGCUGCCCGUCCAGCACCCGAGGCUGCAGACGCUGAAGGAGGAGCCACAGACGGUGCCCGAGAUGCCGGGCGAGACCCCUCCGCUGUCCCCCAUCAACAUGGAGAGCCAGGAGCGCAUCAAGGCUGAGCGAAAGCGCAUGAGAAACAGGAUCGCCGCCUCCAAGUGCCGGAAGAGGAAGCUGGAGAGGAUCUCAAGGCUGGAGGACAAAGUAAAGAACCUAAAGUCGCAAAACUCGGAGCUGGCGUCCACGGCGAACAUGCUGCGGGAGCAGGUCGCCCAGCUCAAGCAGAAGGUCAUGAAUCACGUCAACAGUGGAUGCCAGCUCAUGUUGACACAGCAGCUGCAGACUUUCUGAAGAAAGACACUCAGUAAAGGACUAAAGUGAAGUGGCAGUAUAGCAUAUUGCGCAUUACUGGCCAGACCGGGAUCGCCUCUCGUCCCAGCGCCCAGGAGUUUCGGCGCGACAGGAUGGGUGGGGGGGAUUUUCCUAAACAUGACAAAAGCUACAAACGGCACGUAUUCUCACUGUUUUGUUUCAUGCUGUUUUGUGGUAAGAUGAGACUUAACCUUCUCUUCGACCAAGUCUUGCAUGGACCCAGCCUUGGAGAUCAUUCAGUAUUAAAGUGCGAUAGAUUAGCUGCCCGUUACGCUGCGCCAGUUCAAAGGCGUGUCCUGUAAAAGGCUUUUGAUUUUAAAAGCUGCCCGACUCGAGUUAUAAAUGGACAAUUCUUUUCUUAAUUGUAAUGAAUUGUUAGAAGCUUCGAGUUUUCUUUUCUUCAAGUUGUUUAAUGGGGUUUAACUCAUUGUUACCUGUACAUAAUGCGAAUCUGGAGUUAUUUCAGUUUUCCAUUUUAAUACAGUAAUUUUAUGUUCUGAGCACCUCAGAAACUAAUCAAUAUUUAAGAAUUGUAAUAAAGUGUAAAAUUUUAACUCUUGUCU
This is a messenger RNA of Paramormyrops kingsleyae, 1997 nucleotides long. RefSeq names its product Jun proto-oncogene, AP-1 transcription factor subunit (gene jun). Gene Ontology annotation, molecular function: transcription factor binding; DNA-binding transcription factor activity, RNA polymerase II-specific; RNA polymerase II cis-regulatory region sequence-specific DNA binding. The record is from RefSeq and is a predicted model, not a curated record. Gene Ontology annotation, biological process: regulation of transcription by RNA polymerase II; regulation of cell cycle; regulation of cell population proliferation. NCBI's taxonomy places the organism in Eukaryota, Metazoa, Chordata, Actinopteri, Osteoglossiformes, Mormyridae. Gene Ontology annotation, cellular component: transcription regulator complex.